AUGGUAGAGAAUCUGGACCAGGAAUAUGGAAGCAAUUUCUCUCAAGAGUUCGCCCUGAGCCUGAAUUUGGCUGCCAAGCCCCUUCGGCCUUGGCUCUGUGUUUUCUAUGGCUCAAACUACCUGAGGGGUGUUGUGCAGAAGGUUAAUAGGGUUAUGUUGUCUCUCACCACCAUCACCUCCUCACCUCUUCCUUUACCUCUGCUACCAGCUUUAGGUCCUGAGGUCAUCACAGUGUGUCUUCACACUGACAGUAAUGAACCCUCCAACGCGUUAUCAAUAAUCAGACCAGUCACUGGAUCCCUCUCGGGGAAGGUAAAUCUUCCCUGCUUCUUCUCCACCAUCCCAACCUCAGCACCUGUCAUCAGUCCCAAUGGAACCACCAUUAGCAGAGAUUACUUGCGGAUCAAAUGGACCAAAAUAGAGGGAGAAGUAGAAGCCACAGUGCUGGUGGCACAAAAUGGGGUCAUCAAAAUAGGCUCCAGCUACAGGAACCGUGUAUCAGUGCCCAGUCACCCUGAGGAUGUGGGCGACGCCUCUCUGACGAUGGUCAAGCUGCGCGCCAGUGACGCCGGCACUUAUCGCUGUGAGGUCAUGUACGGCAUUGAGGACACCCAGGAUACAGUUAACCUUGAUGUCAACGGUGUUGUGUUCCACUACCGGGCAAGCACCGAUAGGUACACUUUGGACUACCAGAAGGCCGUCCAAACCUGCCAAAACAUUGGAGCCACCAUUGCCACAUAUGACCAACUGAAAGCAGCCUACGAGGACGGCUUUGAUCAGUGUGAUGCUGGCUGGAUUGCUGACCAGACAGUGAGAUACCCAAUCACAAAGCCAAGGAUGGGCUGCUAUGGCAACCUCAAGGCUAAACCUGGUGUUAGGUCGUAUGGGACCAGGAAACCCACGGACACCUAUGAUGUAUACUGUUACGUAGACAAACUUGAUGGUGAAGUGUACUAUGCUCCUGUGACCCAUAAGAUGACCUUUGAGGAGGCCAGCAGUGAGUGUAAGAAGAAGAAUGCUGUCCUGGCCUCCCCUGGCCAGCUCCAUGCUGCCUGGCGACACGGUCUGGACAGAUGUGACUAUGGCUGGCUCUCCGACGGCAGCGCACGGCAUCCUGUUGCAGUACCCAGAGUGCAGUGUGGGGGAGGCCUGCUCGGCGUCAGGACCAUGUACCGCUACAGAAACCAGACUGGCUUCCCAGAACCAACGAAGAAGCUUGGAGCUUACUGUUUCAAAGAGCUUCACUUGUGUUCACAAAACAUUUGUCUGAAUGGAGGAUCUUGCUACAAGAGUGGCAGCAUGUAUGUAUGUAGCUGUGCUGCUGGCUACAGCGGAGACCGCUGUGAAACAGAUGUUGAUGAGUGCCAGUCAAACCCUUGCCGCAAUGGAGGUACAUGUGUUGAUGGGCUGGCUUCCUUCACAUGUGUGUGCCUCCCAAGUUACUCCGGGCUGUAUUGCGAGGAGGAUACAGAGACAUGUGGCUAUGGCUGGCAUAAGUUUCAGGGCCACUGCUACAAGUACUUCCCUCAUAGAAGAAACUGGGACACAGCAGAGAGAGAGUGUCGCAUGCAGGGGGCUCAUCUGACCAGCAUCCUCUCCCAUGAGGAGCAACAGUUUGUCAACCGUCUUGGACAGGACUACCAGUGGAUCGGCCUGAAUGAUAAGAUGUUUGACAAUGACUUCCGCUGGACUGACGGCAGCACCAUGCAAUAUGAAAACUGGAGGCCCAACCAGCCUGACAGCUUCUUCACUUCUGGAGAGGAUUGUGUCGUGAUGAUAUGGCACGAGGACGGCCAGUGGAAUGAUGUUCCAUGCAACUACCACCUCACCUUCACCUGCAAGAAGGGCACAGUGGCCUGUAGCCAGCCCCCUCUGGUGGAGAAUGCAAGCACCUUUGGUAAGAAGCGUGAGAGAUAUGAGAUCAACUCUCUGGUGAGGUACCAGUGCCGGACAGGCUUUAUUCAGAGACAUGUCCCAACUAUCCGCUGUCGUGGUGAUGGACAAUGGGAUAGCCCUAAAAUCUCCUGUAUGAAUCCAUCAAGCUAUCAGAGGACCUUUAUCAGAAGACAUCAACACAACAGUCUCUACAGCAUCAACAACUUCAAGAGAUGGCAAGACGAGGCCGUCCGCUUCCAACAUCAGCGCUACCGGGGGAGGAGAGACAGGACUGAACACAAGCGGAAGAGACUGAUAGCUGUGUAACACGGCACAGCUUCCCCGAGACGAGAACGCAUGGCUGAUGCUAGUGUGGAAAGAGGAAAAGGAUUCUCAAAGGAAAAGCACAAGAGAAAACUCACCAACGAAACCGAGAGAGUUACUUCUCGCAUUUUGGAUGAUGACGGAAUCUUAUGAAGUGCCUUUCAAAGAGAUGUUGACUUUUCUUAUCAAGGGGCACUGUUUUAUAACAAUGCCGAUGUGGAUAAAAUACUUUCAGCUGGCUACUGGAAACACAAAGUACACUGAUCAUUCUUUUUGAAACUGCGGAAGAUUUUUCUUCGUCCUUAGCUUAUCAAAUAACACAUUCAUGAUUGUUGUCCAAUACCUUUGUACACCGACUGUGCUAUUUAAAUCACCACAAGUGUUCCUUAUUCAUAGAAAAAGCUGUUGUGAAAUUAUAGCGCUUAUGUAAAGGAAUCCAUUAUGUUGUCGUGCUGUUUUAAGCUGGGCUUCAAUUUGAUGAGCAUGCAUGCAUUAUGCAUAUAUAUUGAAGUCCCAAGAGUUUUAACUGUGUUUAUUCUCUGUCCAACUCUGGCUUCUCAGAACACAAUGGAGGCAUCAUUGGCAAUGACUGAUCAUGCAACAAAGUCAUAGUUUGCAUAAGUAGAAUAAUCACAUAUUUAUAGAACUGUAAACCUUUGUAAAGGAUAAUAAUACACACAAGUCUGGGGAAAUUUCACACAUGCUCAGUUAACUGUUGGAGACUUUCUUUGUAGUGGCAGCUCUCAAAGUACCAAAUUACCACCUUUCAGUAGCUCCAGCCUUCACUGGAUCUCAUCGACAUCUUGUCAAGUGAAAUGUUUCUGGAUAGAUUUCUAUAGAGGCAAUUUCAAAAAAAACUUACAGAUUCUUCUUUUGUAAGUUUUUUUGCAAUUUAAUAUGAGCGAGUGCUCUCUAAGUACUUACAAAAGCCUGUACCAACUGAUGGAAAUCGAUGUCCGUCAACUAUUUUAAAGUGAAAGAAGGGAAGUGUGGAAGAAGUAGCCUGUAUUUUCUGCUCAUGUGUUCAGUGCAUAACUCGCACUUAGUUGCUGCAGCAUGUUUACAAUAACUGCAAUGCUGUUCCUAAUUACACACCGAAAAGUCUCAGCUCUCAUCUGUUGCUGUCGUGUUGCAGCUUGUGACGGUUUUCUAGGUAAUGCUUUUCUUCUGCACACUUAACUUUUCAGUUAUUGUGGUCAAUUGGAAUCAGCCAUUGAGAGAAUGUAUUUUGUGAAACACUCAAAAAGACUUGAACGUAACGGCUGUUUAGGCAGAGAUCCAUAUAAUUUAUUUUCAAGCUGCUCUUGAUCUCCUUACUUGUUUUAUACUCACAGGUCAGCUGACCCAGCAGUGCUAUUCAUGUAUUUUUAAUUGUAGGUACAAUCGGAGACCAGCCACAAUCACAGACUGUCUAAAUGGGCUGCAAUAAAUGGGAUGGAAUAAAGAUGAAAGAUUUCUCAACAAUAUAAUAGAUUUGUAGGGGUUUUUACAUCUGUAUUACCAGCAGUGGACCAAAGAAUAUGGAGGGCCCCAUCGGCCGCAAUAAUGUUCUGUAACAUUAACAAAAUAUUCAUAGUUGUGGAUGGUUUGUCUCCAGCAUUAUUUUUUAAAAUGUGUUUUGUCUGCCUGUGAAUGUCUGCGUGUACGUGCAUGUGUGAGUGUGUAUGUGUGUGUGUGUGUUUCAGCCUUUA
Molecule: messenger RNA, 3890 nt
Organism: Chelmon rostratus (copperband butterflyfish)
Lineage: Eukaryota; Metazoa; Chordata; Actinopteri; Chaetodontiformes; Chaetodontidae
Product: versican core protein-like
Exons: 13
Coding region: 1-2202 (733 amino acids)
Biological process (GO): cell adhesion
Molecular function (GO): hyaluronic acid binding; calcium ion binding
Source: RefSeq, a predicted model, not a curated record